Molecule: messenger RNA, 2508 nt
Organism: Pedinophyceae sp. YPF-701
Lineage: Eukaryota; Viridiplantae; Chlorophyta; Pedinophyceae
Source: the annotation of a GenBank genome assembly
AUGUUCGGGAAGGUCAACCGGGCCGUGAGAAAGGGAGCGGAGACCGCGGUGUCCAGCGGAACACGGUUUGCGCGCGCUGUGGUGACCGGAGGGCGCCUCAAGAGGGCAAAGGACGUCUCCGCGAGCCUCGAGAUCGCCUUCGCGGGCAUCAAGGGCGCCGAGCGCACCGAGACCUUGCGUCAGUGGGCGCCGCUGCUCCGCGCGCUGUGUCCCGACGCGCACGCCAGCGACGCCCCCGAGGGCGACAUCGCGAUGCCGCGGCCCCGCGCGGAGGUCAGGGGCCUCGGAAUCACCUACGAGGAGGCGCUGACGGCGCGGUACUCGCUCCAGGAGGCCGACGGGGACCUGGACGCUCGCGGCGUGUUUCUGCUCUCGCCCGCCCUCGAGUGCCUCGUCAGCUCCGUCAUGACGCACCCGCCCACCGACCCCGAGGACCAGCGCCUGAUCGCCUCCAUCUUCGUGUCGACGCUCCAGACCACCCAGGACGGCAACACCGCCGCCGACGGGAGCGCGGCCGCGAGCGCCAUCGCCAAGUCGGUCAUCUCGCUCGCCGGCGUGGCCAUGCGCCACCGGUCCACGAUCAAGAUGCCGCCCUCGGACCUCACGCGCGCGGCGGCGGCGGCCGUCACAGCCCUCAAGGCGGACCCGCGCCACGCGCUGCACGCCUCGCGCGCCGCCACGCUCGCGUCCGGCGUGCUCGCGGAGCUCGAGGGCGACGGCGCCGGCGACGCCGAGGGCCCCGAGCGCAUCGAGUCGGACGGCGGCUCCUCCGGGUCCUGGAAGUCGGCCCCGGGCAGCAAGACUGCCACGCAGCGCACGACGCAGCUGCGCGACGUGGUCGGCCGCUCAGACGCCGCGCUGGCGUCCGCGCUGACGCUGUCGCACCUGCUGGCGGCGCUGGUGACGUCGAUGGACUACGCCGGGUCGUCUACAUCGAUCGAGGAGGCGGCGGCGGGCGUGGCCGAGAGCGCCAAGGAGCUGCAGGCCGAGGCGGAGCGGCUGACGGAGGAGCGCGCGGAGGGCGUGCGGUUCCGGGAGCAGCGGGAGAGGGAGCUGGGGGAGAGCGAGAAGAAGCACGCGGACGAGCUUGCGGAGCUCAACACGCAGCGCACCGAGCUGCUGAAACAGCUCAAGGAGUGCGAGGAGAGCAUCGCGAAGGCGACGAUCAAGGUGUCUGAGGUCCAGGAGGAGCGCAGGCUGCUCGUGAGCUCCAACGAGCAGGUCCUGGAGGACAUCGACCUGAAGCUGGCGACGCUGCAGGAACAGCAGACGCACCACGACCACGAGAGCGCGGCCCUGGGCGCCGCCGCCUCGCUCGUCGCCGCGUGCGCGAGCCGGCACAGCGCGGCGGUGGACGCUCGGUCCGCGGAGGCGCAGGCGGCGGCGCUGGGCGCAGCGCACGCGCUGCUGCACGCGGCGCAGGCCUCGCUGUCGCACGGGCUGACGAUCGUGGAGCCCGCGCUGGGGCACUGCCGGGUGUUCAAGAAGGAGAUCGGGGUGUCGCGCGGGCAGGAGAGCGCGAUGGCGGGCGUGCAGGACGUCGCGGGGUCGAUUCUCGUCGACGUGCGCAGCGCGUACAGCAAGCUGCGCAGGCGGUACCUCUCCGCGAGCGGCACCGCCGCGGCUGCGCUCGCCGAGGGCAACGCGGCCGCGCGGCAGUGCGAGGCGGCCGUGCAGCGCAUGGCCAAGGUCGUUUCGGGUGCUGCAGCCGCGGCGCAGGACCUGCCGUCCGACGUCGAGACCGGGGCGUCGCUGGCCGGUGCGACGGAGCUGCUGGCGCGCUUCGUCGACUGGGCGAAGGGCACGGAGUGCGAGAAGCCCCUCGAGGCGGUGCGCGAGGCCCUGAGUCAGUUCGAGGUCUUUGAGAAGGAGUACAUCGAGGAACACCAGGACCUGACUCAGGAGCUGACGCUCGAGCUGCAGGCGCCGCCGGCGCCGACCGCGCCCAUCACCGAGGCCGUCGCCGCCCCGCCCGCGGACGCCCCCCCGGCCCAGGACGCGGCACUAGCGGCGGAGGAGACGCCAGCCGUCCCCCCGGCCGAGCAGCGCGACGCGUUCCUGAAGACCAGGCCGUGGAUCCGCGUCGCAGACGCCACCAGCGCCGACGCCACCGCCGAGGCACCAGCUGCUCAGGCAGCUGCACCAGCUGACGCGCCGCCAGCGGCUGCGGCGGCCGAGCCGGCGGCUGCCGCGGAGACCGAGGCCGACGCGACGGUCGAGGCCGACGAGGGGCAGGCGGCGGGGGAGGCGAAGAGCGAGGGGAGCGAGUUUGACGAGGACUGGGGCGCGGACGCGGACGUGGGGAAAGGCGGGGAGGGCAGCGGGGACGAGGGCGAGGAGAAGGAGGCGGGCGACGGGGGAGAGGGCGAGGGCCGGAAGGGCGAGGGCGAGGGCGUCGAGGGCGUCGAGGGCGGGGAGGAGGACGCGGCGGAGCCGGUGAUGAGGCCUCCGCAGGGCGCGCGCCCCGGGGGGGGUAAAAAGAAGAAGAAGAAGGGCGGCCGCAGGUGA